Asterias rubens (European starfish) is the source of this 677-nucleotide messenger RNA. RefSeq lists its product as uncharacterized. NCBI's taxonomy places the organism in Eukaryota, Metazoa, Echinodermata, Asteroidea, Forcipulatida, Asteriidae. The record is from RefSeq and is a predicted model, not a curated record. The transcript has 4 exons. The coding region runs from base 190 to 552 and encodes 120 amino acids.
GAAGAGCAACUAAUUUAUUUGGGCUGUGAUUCUCUCUAUUUCUAUAGAGAGCAUGGCUCUGGCCAUGCUCCAAAAACCUAUUUAUAUGGGAUCAAGUGAGUUGUAGAGAUAUUUAGAUUUUGCGCCAAAAGGUUUGAUGAAAAUCUUCGCCGCUUCACAGUAUCGCACAAACAAAAUUCAAGAUGGAGGAUGAAGAGUAGCUUUUCAACUACGUCAUCAGAUAAUCAUCAUUCCAUGUUACCAGUGACCAGGAUACCAGCCACUCUGGUUCUCUUGUUCACGUUGGUCCAUAUUCAUGCUCGACAUACUACAAUACUCCCAGGUGUUCCAGACUUGUCGGAUACCAAGAUGUCGUACAAAUACAUUGAUAAGUUAAGUCUAUCGAACGACCAUAGACGAGAGAUUCAGGAGAUACUGCAGGGCUUUGACGCCCAGCAUGAAAAGCUGCUAGCAGAGUACCAGGCAGAGAAAUACAGACCGUUCACCAUCGGGCUUCAGCAGACUUCGGAACAGCUAAAGAGUACUUAUAAGAGAAGCCAUCGCUAUCGCUGAGCGACUUGAAGAUCCUGUUGCCGUGGCAGAUCGCCAUGGGGACUUGGGAACCACUUUUCGGUCGGAGGGGCGGUUCGCCGAUGCCCUUACCCAUCAGAAAAAACAGUUUGUGUUUGCAAAACAAA